Molecule: messenger RNA, 1630 nt
Organism: Limanda limanda (common dab)
Lineage: Eukaryota; Metazoa; Chordata; Actinopteri; Pleuronectiformes; Pleuronectidae
Product: zinc finger protein 391-like
Exons: 3
Coding region: 1-1431 (476 amino acids)
Biological process (GO): regulation of transcription by RNA polymerase II
Cellular component (GO): nucleus
Molecular function (GO): DNA-binding transcription factor activity, RNA polymerase II-specific; RNA polymerase II cis-regulatory region sequence-specific DNA binding
Source: RefSeq, a predicted model, not a curated record
AUGUCAACAAUCCUGAGUUUAAGACAGUUUAUCAACGAGAGGUUACACACUGCUGCUGAAGACAUAUGUGGAUGUUUUGAAGCGACUGUCGCAAAGUACGAGGAUGAGAUCGGUCGUCAGCGCAGACUGCUGGAUGUAACUUUGAAACCUGUAGUAAAGCUGCAGAGAAUAGAGUUUCCACAGCGACAUGUCUGUAUCAAGGAAGAGUUUCCUGCUGACCUGCUGGAGAGGAACCCCAGUCCAGACCAAGAGGAGCCAGAACCUCCACAGAUUAAGGAGCAGCAGGAGGAGCACUGCAUCGAGCUCCCAGAGCAACAUUUUCUGAUUGAGGAUGAGUUUCCACCUGACCAGCAGCUCUGGAACCUUGAGAGGAACCCCAUUCUGGAACAAGAGGAGCCAGAACCUCCACAGAUUAAAGAGGAGGAGGAGCACUGCAUCGGUCUGGAAGUAGAGCAGCUUGUACUGAAGCAGGAGGAUCAAGAUAACCUUUUGUUGAAUCCUACUUUCAUGGAAACUGACCACAGUGAACCAGAACCAAGUGACCACCAGCUCCUCUCCCACAGCUCAGCUCAGAGCCAAGAUCUCAACGGACGCAAGCAUGGAAACUCAAAAUCAGUGAGUAAUGCAGAGCAGGCAUCAGAAAAGGGACAUCAUGUGAUCAUGAGAGCAAAAGAAAGCACAAGUCCCAGUAACCUUGCAUGUAGCACUACCAUGUCAAAGAUUGUGCCAAAUAUCUGCAAGAGUAAAAAGGUUUUCCAGUGUGACACUUGUGGAAAAGUCUUUAACUGGAAGUCACAAUUAAAUAGACAUCUGAAGGUGCACACAGGAGAGGAAAAGCAUUCAUGUGAAAUAUGUGGAAAGAGUUUCACAACUAGCACAAAUUUGAAGAUGCACGAGAGAACGCACACGGGCGAGAAACCUUUUUCUUGCAAAACUUGUGGGAGAAGUUUUAGCCAGAGAAAUCACCUGCAGGUCCACGAGAGAACACACACGGGCGAGAGACCUUUUCCUUGCAAAUCUUGUGGGAGAAGUUUUACAACUAGAAUAAAUCUGCAGGUCCACGAGAGAACACACACGGGCGAGAAACCUUUUUCUUGCAAAACUUGUGGGAGAAGUUUUAGCCGGAGAAAUCACCUGCAGGACCACGAGAGAACGCACACGGGCGAGAGACCUUUUCCUUGCAAAACUUGUGGGAGAAGUUUUAGCGAGAGAACUACCCUGAAGAGACACGAGAGAACACACACGGGCGAGAGACCUUUUUCUUGCAAAACUUGUGGGAGAAGUUUUAGCCUGAGAAAUACCCUGAAGGACCACGAGAGAACACACACGGGCGAGAGACCUUUCUCUUGCAAAACUUGUGGGAGAAGUUUUAGCCUGAGAAAUCACCUGCAGAGACACGAGAGAACACACACGGGCCAGAAACCCUUUUAACUGUCUGCUAAACCUGCCAGUUUAUGCAUACUGUUUUAUUCUGUUAUUUGGGUUGGGCUUAUUUUGUUCUUUAUGUUCAACUAUGUAUUGUGUUAUUUCAGUUAGUAAUUUGUUGUCUUUUUACACGUAGCGACUCUCCUCACAUGAAUACCUGUAGCUUUAAGGAGCGGACCAUUUUAAUAAACGCACCCCACCCCUC